GUGACUCGAACCUGAGCGCCGGGCGGGCGCAGAGAAGCCAGGGGCGGAGCUACAAGUCCAGAUCGCGAGGAAGCCCCCGACGGGCGGCGCGUGCGCAGUGUCUCGCCAUGGGACCUCCUUCCCGCCGCGGAGACUAGGAAGCGGGACGCCAAAUCUGUCCCCGCGCAGCCGCCGCCGCCGGGCGCCGAACGGGGCGGCCGCCCUCCCCGAGGCGCGCCUGCGCACGUUCCCACGCACGCUCCGGCGUACGGCGGCGGCCAGGGGUCGCGAGCCGGUGGAGGACCCGCGCGCGGAGGAGCGCGGAGAGUCAGCGCUUCUUCCCUCCCUCCCCCAUUCCCCUCCCCGCUCCCUCCCCCCCCUCCCCAAGAAUGUUCCGCUACGAGUCUUUGGAGGAUUGUCCUCUGGAUGAAGAUGAAGAUGCAUUUCAGGGCCUGGGAGAGGAAGAUGAAGAGAUUGAUCAAUUCAAUGAUGAUACAUUUGGGUCAGGUGCAGUUGAUGAUGAUUGGCAGGAAGCACAUGAGCGCCUGGCUGAAUUGGAAGAGAAGCUGCCUGUGGUAGUUAAUGAACAAACAGGCAAUGGAGAAAGGGAUGAGAUGGACUUGUUGGGUGAUCAUGAGGAGAAUCUGGCAGAAAGGCUCAGUAAGAUGGUGAUUGAAAAUGAACUAGAGGAUCCAGCUAUCAUGAGGGCAGUACAGACCAGGCCAGUGUUGCAACCCCGACCAGGAAGUCUCAAUUCCAGCGUCUGGGAUGGAUCUGAAGUUCUGAGGCGAAUCCGAGGACCACUGCUUGCUCAGGAAAUGCCUACAGUGUCUGUGUUAGAAUAUGCCUUGCCUCAGAGGCCCCCACAGGGCCCAGAAGAUGAUCGGGACGUUUCUGAGCGUGCAUUACCGAGGCGGUCAACGUCGCCUAUCAUUGGGAGUCCUCCUGUUAGAGCUGUCCCCAUAGGCACCCCACCUAAGCAGAUGGCUGUACCCAGCUUCAACCAACAGAUUCUGUGUCCGAAGCCUGUCCAUGUUCGACCCCCAAUGCCACCACGCUAUCCUGCUCCCUACGGUGAGAGGAUGUCUCCAAACCAGCUCUGCAGUGUCCCGAACUCUUCCCUACUGGGUCACCCUUUCCCUCCUAGUGUUCCUCCUGUUCUCAGCCCCCUGCAGAGAGCACAGCUUCUUGGAGGAGCACAGCUACAGCCUGGACGGAUGUCUCCCAGCCAGUUUGCACGGGUCCCUGGAUUUGUUGGUAGUCCACUUGCUGCCAUGAAUCCCAAGUUGCUGCAAGGGCGAGUUGGGCAGAUGCUUCCCCCAGCACCAGGCUUCCGUGCCUUCUUUAGUGCUCCAGCCCCCGCUACACCGCCGCCUCCUCAGCAGCACCCUCCUGGCCCAGGGCCUCACCUGCAAAACCUAAGAUCACAGGCCCCAAUGUUUAGACCAGACACAACCCACCUUCAUCCACAGCACCGUCGACUCUUGCAUCAGAGACAGCAACAGAAUAGAAAUCAGCAUCGGAAUCUCAAUGGUGCAGGAGACAGAGGAAGUCACCGGAGCAGUCAUCAGGAUCAUCUCCGAAAGGAUCCGUACGCCAAUCUCAUGUUGCAGCGAGAAAAAGAUUGGGUCUCUAAAAUCCAGAUGAUGCAGCUGCAAAGCACUGAUCCCUACCUGGAUGAUUUUUAUUACCAGAAUUAUUUUGAAAAACUGGAGAAACUGUCAGCUGCUGAAGAAGUGCAAGGUGAUGGCCCAAAAAAGGAGCGCACCAAGCUCAUUACCCCUCAGGUGGCCAAACUGGAGCACACCUAUAAGCCAGUGCAGUUUGAGGGCUCUUUGGGAAAGCUUACUGUCUCUAGUGUGAAUAAUCCCCGAAAAAUGAUUGAUGCUGUUGUGACGUCUCGGAGUGAGGAUGAUGAGACAAAAGAAAAACAGGUUCGGGACAAAAGACGAAAAACCCUUGUCAUAAUUGAGAAGACCUAUAGUUUACUCCUUGAUGUGGAGGAUUAUGAAAGGCGUUACCUCCUAAGUCUGGAAGAAGAGCGACCUGCCCUGAUGGAUGAAAGAAAGCACAAAAUUUGUAGCAUGUAUGACAACUUAAGGGGGAAAUUGCCUGGACAGGAGAGGCCCAGUGAUGACCACUUUGUACAGAUCAUGUGCAUCAGAAAAGGGAAGAGAAUGGUUGCCCGUAUUCUUCCUUUCCUCUCCACAGAGCAAGCAGCUGACAUUCUCAUGACAACAGCCAGGAACCUCCCUUUUCUUAUCAAGAAGGAUGCACAAGAUGAGGUGCUGCCAUGCUUAUUGAGUCCCUUCUCUCUUCUCCUCUAUCAUCUUCCAUCAGUGACUGUCACCAGCCUUCUGCAACAGCUAAUGAACCUACCUCAGAGUGCAGCUGCACCAGCACCCGCCAAUCCUCACCUCACUGCUGUGCUCCAGAACAAGUUCGGCCUGUCACUGCUCCUCGUCGUCCUGAGCCGUGGGGAAGACCUGCAGAGCUCAGACCCCACUUCAGAAUCAACGCAAAGCAACCAGUGGACGGAGGUGAUGUUCAUGGCAACCCGAGAACUUCUGCGGAUUCCCCAGGCAGCCCUGGCCAAGCCAAUCUCUAUACCCACAAAUCUAGUAUCCCUGUUUUCUCGUUACGUUGACCGACAGAAACUGAACUUGCUGGAGACAAAACUGCAGCUAGUUCAGGGGAUACGAUAAAAGAUCUCCACAUGUGUCCUGUACCUCCUUUUGGCUGCCACCUGCACUGCUGCCAUCACCAAUGGAGUGUUGUUUUUAAUGAGGGAGGGAAGGUAGCUUAUUCCCCAAAGCGUCUUGUGGGAUCGAUUCCUGUUCACAGGGGUUGUCUCUGAAUGCCAGGUAUUUCCCCACUGGUCUGUGAAAUUUGGCUGGGUGAUACUUCUGCUGGUUUCUUCUUACCUUCUAUGUUACAAUUCUGCAUGUCCUACUUUUACUCAAUUCUUCUCAAUUUUACAUUUUCUUUGCCCUAGAAACACAAAUAUAAUCUCUCCCUUUAUCCCACCACCACUACUCCAGUUCAGAGUAGAUUGUAGCUUGCCAAAGGAUUCCUUCCCUCAUCCUACUGAAGUCUUUUUUCAUUGCCCCAUAUUAAUAUGACUGUAGGAGAGCCAAUUAAGUAGACGUCUAUAUAUAUGCGCACACACACACCCCUAUACACACACUUAUGUGGUCUCCAAAGGAUGCUUAAAGAACGAGUUUUAGAUUGAGAAAUAUUUAGGUGACACAUCCCUUCUUUAACCACAAACCAGUUGAUGUAUUUUUAAUCUGUUUCUCGCCCCUCUUGUAAUUAAUUUGGUGGGUUCUACUUGUUUUAAUAUAAAUAUAGGGUAUGGAGCACGUUUAAUAAAAUCAGAACUCUUGAUUGGC
Molecule: messenger RNA, 3371 nt
Organism: Balaenoptera musculus (blue whale)
Lineage: Eukaryota; Metazoa; Chordata; Mammalia; Artiodactyla; Balaenopteridae
Gene: PATL1
Product: PAT1 homolog 1, processing body mRNA decay factor
Exons: 19
Coding region: 369-2684 (771 amino acids)
Biological process (GO): P-body assembly; deadenylation-dependent decapping of nuclear-transcribed mRNA
Cellular component (GO): P-body
Molecular function (GO): RNA binding
Source: RefSeq, a predicted model, not a curated record